AUGUUGACUGAAGUUUUUCAGAAGUUCCAUAAAGGCUCAACACAGGAUAAGAAAAGCACAGAAGGAAACAAUACGUCCUCAGUGGGAUCUGAAGAUGGUUCAGUCGUGCCAUCCUUUACAGGUCUGCGCUCAGUGUUUAAGAAAAUAACAACAGAAAGAACCUUGAGUUCCUGGCAUUGCUUCAGAACACAUUGCUACUAUUUUUCGAAACAAGAAGUAACAUGGGAAGAGAGUAAGAAGUUAUGCCAGAACACGCGCUCCAGGCUUGUGAAGAUUGAUGACAAGGAGGAGCAGAAUUAUAUUCAAUCAAAAAUCAAAUACAGUUAUUGGAUUGGAUUGUACAGAACCGAAUCUGAACAUAAGUGGAAGUGGCAGGAUGGUACAGAGCCUUCCGACCAGCUGGCUUUUCAACAGACAAAUAAAAUGGAUGGAAAAUGUGGAUGCCUCAAACCACGAUUCAUUGACAGUGCUGACUGUACAAGACAAUUGCCUUACAUUUGUGAAAAGAACAAGCGCUUCUUCAACAAUUAGCUCAAGCACCAGGGAAAUACUCUGAAGAUUGCUCAAGAAAUAAAAUCUAAAAAUGUAUCUACCACAAAACUCAGCCAUCCCGUCUCUAGGAGUAUAUGGCACAGAAAUGGAGUCUACAGAUCGAAGAACACCUGCAGCCCCAUAUUUAAAGCAGCUCAAUUCCUCAUGUCAAGGAUAUGGCACAAAUCUAGAUGCCCAUCAACUAAUGACUGGAGGAAGAAACUAUGAGACUCCUGCAUAAAUAAAUGUGUAUAGAUCACCAUGAAAAAGAAUGAGCUUCACAAUUGCAACCAAAUGGAUGGAACUGGACAUCACUGAGCUAAGGGAAAGAAGCCAGAUACAGA
Ochotona princeps (American pika) is the source of this 875-nucleotide messenger RNA. Its product is annotated as C-type lectin domain family 2 member D3-like. The record is from RefSeq and is a predicted model, not a curated record. The transcript is spliced from 4 exons. Bases 1 to 531 code for a protein of 176 amino acids. NCBI's taxonomy places the organism in Eukaryota, Metazoa, Chordata, Mammalia, Lagomorpha, Ochotonidae.